Molecule: messenger RNA, 1993 nt
Organism: Pelobates fuscus (common spadefoot toad)
Lineage: Eukaryota; Metazoa; Chordata; Amphibia; Anura; Pelobatidae
Gene: NAB2
Product: NGFI-A binding protein 2
Exons: 8
Coding region: 1-1506 (501 amino acids)
Biological process (GO): negative regulation of DNA-templated transcription
Cellular component (GO): nucleus
Molecular function (GO): transcription factor binding; transcription coregulator activity
Source: RefSeq, a predicted model, not a curated record
AUGUGGGAUUCUCCAAAGACCUCAAGACGCAGUGACAUCUGCUCCUGGCAGCUGAAGCACCAAGAGCUAGAGAGGGUCCACCAGAAGAAGAAGGCGGUGACCGCAAGGGGCAGGUUCAGGGCAAGCGCAGAACAUACUUCACUUCCUCGUACUCUUGGUGAACUACAGCUCUACCGUGUUCUGCAGAGGGCCAAUCUGCUUGGGUACUAUGAUACCUUCAUCCAGCAGGGUGGUGAUGAUGUGCAGCAACUAUGUGAAGCUGGAGAAGAUGAGUUUCUGGAGAUCAUGUCUCUUGUUGGCAUGGCAACAAAGCCAUUGCAUGUACGUCGACUACAAAAAGCCCUCAGAGACUGGGCAACCAACCCUGCACUAUUUAACCAGCCAACAUUGGGCAGUAUCCCCAUCAGCAACAGUAUACCAUUAUUCAAAAUAUCUGAAACAGUGGGUAAGGUUGGGAGGCACAGCAAUGGGCAUCUCAAUAUCUCUGACAGUCAUGGAAAGGGCCUCUCAGAAAAACACGAACAGAAUGGAAAAUACUCUCCUUCCCAGGUAGACAGGAGGUCCUGGAUGUCUAACAUUUCCCCGGAAGCAGAUGAAGGAGAUGAUGAAGAUGUUGAUGAUGAAGAUGAUGAUAGGGGAACACAAUAUGCUCAACUUGGAGAAAGGCUAGAACCUGAAAUGGUACAGGUAGUUUCAGAAAGUGUGGACAGGCUGAUGAAAGGGCUGCCACGGGGAGAUAUGAGUGAGGCUCGAUCCAUGCUCAAACUAAAUAAGAAAGUGGGCCGCUCACUGGGACAUAUCUUUCACAUGAAUGAUGGAAGUCAGAGGAAGGAACGCGAGAUUCGUAGGCACAGUGCUAUUUAUGGAAGGAGUGAAUCCAAGAGACGUGAAGGAAAGAGACUCACACUACAUGAGCUUACAAUAAAUGAGGCAGCAGCACAGUGUUGUGUGAGGGACAAUACACUACUUCUACGCAGAGUGGAGCUCUUCUCCCUAGCAAGGCAGGCAGCCCGGGAGAGCUCUUACCUUUCAUCUCUCAAGGGUUCCAAGCAAAAUUCUGAAGAUAUUGGUGUUCUUCAGACAAAAGUGCUUAAACAAGAGCCGUUGGAGGGGGAAUCCGAAAGAGGGAUGACACCAGUUCGAAUUAGCCUUGAAGAAGACAGUGGAAGCUUGUCUGGAGAGAGCAUUGAUGGACAUCUGCAAGCUGUGGCUAUGAGAAUACCUUCCUCUCCUGGAGCACUUCCAGCGGAUCUUUCUCUUGCUUUGCCCCAUCCUGGCCCUUGGAGUAGACAACUUCUUCAGCAGACACUGAUGGAUGAGGGUUUACGAUUGGCAAGGCUAGUGUCACGUGACCGUUUGGGACGCCUCAGUCUAUGUGUGUCUGGUCCGCAUCAUGUCACAGAAUGUGAUGAUGGGGGAUCAGAAGGUAGCCACAGUUUGCCAGUUUCGCCACAGAUUAAGGAACUUCGAUCAGGGAAUGGAAAGGGGCAAGAGGAAAGCAAUUGAGAAGAUCCCAAGGCCAGAAUUCUGCAGACUGUAGAUGGAUUCCAUGACCUUCUAGAGAUCAUGGCAGAUUCUGUUUUGGCUGUCUCUUGUAUUUACAGAAAACUGACGGAUUCCUCUACUGAUAUCUGCUCCCAGGGAUAUGUCAGCAAAGCAAUAACCGUGAUCAUGUUGUAAUAGUCAGAAUAUUGACUAUUCCUUGUAGACAAUGAAGAGUCUAUUGAUAUGGACACAAUUAUUACAGCUUUAAUCUCUUUAAUCUCUCUUAAUAUAAAGGAAGCCAGAAAAUAACAUCACAACAUACUAAAAAUCAAUAUAAAAAUGCAAAUGUUUAUAUUCUGCCUUGGAAAAGAAACCAUAGUGUGUCAUUCGUUGGUAGCACCAUUUUAAACCCAAUCUUAAUGUGUACAUUCCAAAACUUGUUAGUGUUGAGCUUCUUAAAGGAGACUUGGUGUAUUGUGGUCAUUUUCUGGCAAAGUUAUCGUUAUAU